Messenger RNA from Exophiala xenobiotica, 1760 nucleotides. RefSeq lists its product as uncharacterized. Lineage: Eukaryota; Fungi; Ascomycota; Eurotiomycetes; Chaetothyriales; Herpotrichiellaceae. The transcript has 6 exons. The coding region runs from base 97 to 1683 and encodes 528 amino acids. The record is from RefSeq and is a predicted model, not a curated record.
CGGACACGAGGCUGAGCGCAAUCCUUCGCACGCGGAGUAAAGAGCCAUUGCGGUAUCGUCUGGCUAGGACAUCAUAGCAUUUGAACAGGUGUAACAAUGUCAGCUAGACCCUGGCAGGAUGUUGUCCGAGAAAAGUGCGACAUCCGACAAAAGCUGGUUGAACCCUACUUGACCAACGUCAACGGUGAGCGAGCGGUCGCCGACACUGUCCUGAGUAUCAAUAAUGUAGACGACCUGGCCAGACUUCUGGCAAGUGGAAAGGUCACAGUGCACGAUGUUACCGCCAGUUACAUCAGAAGGGCCGCAGAAGCGCAUCAGCAGACAAACUGUCUGACAGAGGUCUUCUUCGACGAUGCCAUGAAAGAAGCCGAUAGACUCGAUCAGUAUUAUCAACAGCAGGGAAAAUUGAUCGGACCUCUUCAUGGAGUGCCCAUCACGCUCAAGGACCAAUUCGAUGUCGAAGGUGUCGAUUCGACGAUAGGAUACGUCGCGAGAGCUUUCAAGCCCGCUGCUAGGGAUGCUGCCAUUGUUCAAAUCCUGAAAUCUCUCGGGGCAAUCAUCAUAGCAAAGACGAACCUUCCUCAGAGUAUCAUGUGGUGUGAAACCGAAAAUCCUCUAUGGGGUCUGACAACGAACCCUCGAAAUCCAGCAUUCACCCCUGGAGGCUCGACAGGAGGCGAAGGUGUCCUGCUCGCUCUGAAAGCAUCCAUGAUAGGCUGGGGCACGGAUAUAGGAGGUUCGAUACGAAUCCCAUCUCACAUGAACGGGCUCUGGGGAUUAAAGCCAACCAGCUCUAGACUGCCAUACAUGGGCGUCACGGUAUCGACAGAAGGACAAGAACAUGUACCUUCGUCUGUUGGGCCGAUGACGAGAAGUCUCUCUUCUCUAGUCACCGUCAUGCAGAACGUCAUUGAUGCCCAGCCCUGGGUGUUAGAUCCCAAAGUCACGCCUAUCCCGUGGCGACAAGACAUGUACGAACAAGUCCAGACAAGGCCGUUAACUAUAGGCGUGCUCGUAGACGAUGGUGUUGUAAAAGUGCACCCGCCGAUUGAAAGAGCGCUGAAAGAGCUGCAGGCGAAACUCAAGGCUGCAGGACACGAGAUUGUCCAAUGGAAUUGUACCGGACAUAAAGAGUGCAUUGAAAUAAUGGACCUCUUCUACACAGCCGAUGGAGGUGAGGACAUCCGUAGAGAAGUCCAAGCUGGAGGCGAACCCUUCAUACCACACGUCGAAGCGCUCAUCAACCGGGGGAAAGCAAUCUCAGUCUACGAAUACUGGCAAUUGAACAAAAGGAAGAUUGCUGCCCAACAAGCAUACAACGACAAAUGGAACCUUGCGGUAGCUCCCGACUCUGGGCGGACGGUCGACGUUAUCUUGAUGCCUACGAUGCCUCAUCCAGCAGUGCCACACAAGACGUGCAAGUGGGUAGGCUAUACCAAAGUAUGGAAUUUUCUGGACUACCCGGCACUUUCUUUUCCAGCUGGACAAGUCGAAGCAUCCAAGGAUCUGGCCGGGCCGCCAGAGUACGAGCCUCGAAAUGAUUACGAUGCCUGGAAUUGGAAGCUCUACGACCCAGAAACAAUGGACGGGCAUCCGGUCGGUCUACAGAUUGUAGGUCGUCGGUUCGAAGAAGAAAAGGUCUUGGGAGUCGCUGCUGUGAUAGAGAAGCUUAUGAAAGCAUAGAAAUGUCGUCUCAUCUGGAGGUCUACUCAAACACAUUCCAUAGACAUGGGCUUUAGAUCUAAACCGACCACUAUGCC